This is a messenger RNA of Insectozyma verbasci, 651 nucleotides long. NCBI's taxonomy places the organism in Eukaryota, Fungi, Ascomycota, Pichiomycetes, Serinales, Debaryomycetaceae. The record is from the annotation of a GenBank genome assembly.
AUGAGAAUUUAUUUUGAUGAAAUUGAUAAAUUAGUUGAUAGAAUACAACAAAAUUAUAAGAACAAGGAUAAGAGGUACUUGAUAUCAUUGGCUGGUGUACCUGGGAGUGGUAAGACUACUUUUGCUAAUUUAAUUGUUGAAAAGUUGGAAAUUGUAGGUAAAUCUAUUGUAUUGUCUCAAGAUGGUUAUCAUUUAUAUCGACAUGAACUUGCAAAAUUAAAUGAUCCAGAAGAGGCAGUUAGGAGACGAGGUGCUCCAUUCACUUUCAAUUCUCGUAAAUUUGUUGAGUUUGUAAAGAAAUUAAAAGAAAGAAGUGUUGUUAAAGCUCCUUCUUUUGAUCAUGCUAUUAAAGAUCCAAUUGAGAAUGAUAUUAUAAUUGUUGAGAGUAUUGAUAUUGUAAUUAUUGAAGGCAAUUAUGUUAGUUUGAAAGAUGAACCAUGGUCUGAAAUUAGUGAAUUUAUGGAUGAUACUUGGUUCAUCAUUACUCCUCCAGAUCUUGUCAGAUCUCGGAUUAUUAAAAGACAUUUAGAUUCUGGAAUUGCUCAAACGGAAUUAGAGGCAAUUGAAAGAGCCGAUGGUAAUGAUUUAAUAAAUGCUAAUUAUAUUAUAUCAAAUUCUAAACAAUCUAAUGUUUUAAUAAUUACAAGAUGA